Messenger RNA from Anolis carolinensis (green anole), 5765 nucleotides. RefSeq names its product nicotinamide nucleotide adenylyltransferase 2 (gene nmnat2). Gene Ontology annotation, cellular component: Golgi apparatus. Gene Ontology annotation, biological process: NAD+ biosynthetic process. The coding region runs from base 128 to 1051 and encodes 307 amino acids. The record is from RefSeq and is a predicted model, not a curated record. The transcript is spliced from 11 exons. Gene Ontology annotation, molecular function: nicotinate-nucleotide adenylyltransferase activity; nicotinamide-nucleotide adenylyltransferase activity. NCBI's taxonomy places the organism in Eukaryota, Metazoa, Chordata, Lepidosauria, Squamata, Anolidae.
UCCCUCCCUCCCUCUUUCUGCAGGCGCACUGAGAAACACACACAAAAAGAAGCCAGGCGCGCCGGAGAGCUUCCGAGAAAGCGCUCCUACCAAGACCCCCCCAGACCCAGCGUGAGGGACAAGAGCCAUGACAGAGACCACCAAGACCCACGUCAUCCUGCUGGCCUGCGGCAGCUUCAACCCGGUCACUAAGGGCCACAUCCAGAUGUUCGAAAGAGCCCGUGACUAUCUACACAAGACAGGAAGGUUCAUUGUCAUUGGUGGAAUUGUCUCACCUGUACAUGACUCCUAUGGGAAACAGGGUUUGGUCUCCAGCCGACAUCGCCUGACAAUGUGCCAGCUGGCUGUUCAGUCCUCCGACUGGAUAAGGGUGGACCCCUGGGAAUGUUAUCAAGAUACUUGGCAGACCACCUGCAGUGUACUGGAACACCACCGGGACUUAAUGAAACGGGUUACUGGCUGCAUCCUCUCCAAUGUGAACACACCAUCCCUGACUCCAGUGAUUGGACAGCCACAGAACGAGACUCCACAGCCCAUCUAUCAGAACAACAACCUCGCAAACAAACCCACUGCAGUGAAGCUGUUGGGGAAAGUGGGUGAGAGCCUGAGCAGGAUUUGCUGUGUUCGUCCCCCAAUGGAGCGUUUCACCUUUGUGGAUGAGAAUGCAAAUUUGGGGACAGUGAUGAGAUAUGAAGAGAUUGAGCUCCGAAUCCUCCUCCUGUGUGGCAGUGACUUGCUAGAAUCCUUUUGCAUCCCAGGCCUGUGGAAUGAAGCUGAUAUGGAGGUAAUAGUUGGGGACUUUGGCAUUGUUGUUGUGCCACGAGAUGGUGCUGACACAGACAGGAUCAUGAACCACUCCUCAAUACUUCGCAAGUACAAAAACAAUAUUCUGGUUGUGAAGGACGAUGUGAAUCACCCCAUGGCCAUUGUCAGUUCCACCAAAAGCAGACUAGCUCUUCAGCAUGGAGAUGGGCACGUUGUGGAUUACCUGUCUCAACCAGUCAUCGAUUACAUCCUCAAGAGUCAGCUGUACCUGAAUGCCUCUGGGUAAAGCUCCUCUGGCAUUGCAACAGAGCCCAAUCGCUCAACUUUCCUAUGGUUGUUCAUCACAGUUCUCUUUCUCACUUUCUCUCUUUUUUUCUUUUUUCACUGCCUCUUGCGUGCAUCUGCCUCUUCCACUCUGAUGUCCCCACCUCACCCUUUCCCACUCAAGUGCAGGAAAGCGCUGCAUACAACCAAGCAACUGAGUGCAUCUACACCAGUGGUUGUCAACCUGUGGGUCCCCAGAUGUUUUGGCCUUCCACUCCCAGAAAUCCUAACAGCUGGUAAACUGGCUGGGAUUUCAGAGUGUUGUAGGUCCAAAACAUCUGGGGACCCCAAGUUGAGAACCACUGAUCUAUACCAUCAAGCUAUCCUUUUCCCCACAGUAAAGUAGGAGAACAGCAUUGAGUAUCAGGUGCCACGUGCCUAAAACGGGGAGGCUGUGGUGCCCACCUUCCCAGCAUGCAUUCAGGGAAAGGACACUCUGCCUUCACAGCACCCCUUGGGACCCAGAAAGGUUAUUCAUUUCUCUCUCCCGUCGCGUAUCAGCUAAAUAAAUCUCAGUGCGUUUUUUAUUUUUAGAGCUUUUAUUGGAUCCUUUUUAUUGUUGCAAUCCAUUAAAAUUACGGUGCAGUUGGCAGGAGAUUCUAACCCACUUGGUAGAAAGCCCAGGCUUUUUAGGUCAGCAGUGGAAGAAUUCGGCCUUGAAUUCAAGACAAAAAGGCAGAAAAUAGUCCAAAUUCCAAUGUUGGGCAAAGAAAGAAAAAAGAAAAAAAGUUGCUGGUACAAUAAGGGAGAAAAGCAGACUUGCUUAAUAUGUAGCACAUCCUUUCCUAUUGUAAAUAAAUACUUUUUUUGAAAGGGUGGGAAUUUAAAAUGGGGUUUCUGUUGAGUCUACACUCUGGGGAAGCGGUGAGUUACCCAUCCCAUUUUCUCACAGUGUCUCUUUGACUACACAUUGUAUUAAGUGUCCCUUGUUUGGGCGAAAGCUCAUUUUUUCUGGACACAAAGGGCCCCUCCAGACUAGACCUAUAUCCUAGGAUCUGAUUCCAGGUUUUCUAUUUAUCCCAGAUUAUCUGGCUGUGGGGACUCACAUAAUCCAGUUUAAUGCAGAAAACCUGGGAUCAGAUCUUGAGAUAUAGGACCUGUCUGGAAGGGCCCUUAGGCCACUUCUGCACUGCCAUAUAAAAUAUAGAUUAUCUGCUUUGAACUGGAUUAUAUGGCAGUGUAGACUCUAGUUCAAAGCAGAUAAUGUGGAUUAUCUGCUUUGAUAAUCUGGUUUACAUGGUAGUGUAGAAGGAGCCUAAGUCUGACCAUUUGUUGUGUAUUUGACAAUACUUCUCCUCAUCCAGGUUCAAUUCUCAACUGCUUUCCUUUAUCAGUAACACAUACAAACAUCCUUUUGUGCCCACAACUAUAUAUUAAUUAUACACUCAGGUGUGGCCUUCUUGUUUUCCUGAAUUCUUUCAAAUGCUCCUGGAAAUGAAGUUGCUGCUUAAAUUUAUCCUGAGAAAGAGAUAUUUCCCCAUUGCCAUGCCCAUUGCAAAGUAUGGCAAUAAUAAUAAUGAAAUAAAUGCCAGCAGCUGCAUAGGAUUAAGUAGUUUCUGUACUUCAGCCAGUUGCAAGCUGUGUUAUAGCUACUGAGAAAAAGCAAGGAUUACUGGAUGAUAUUUGAGGGCAAUUUAGCACUACCAACUUUCUAGACUAGUACAGGCUCACAGGUGUGUCGAUGAGUCUUCCAUGUGAUAUUUCUACAAGUGUAGGUUGCUUAAGAGUGUUAGGGAUGCUUCAGCAAUAGGGAUUUUUGUAGCUCAGACCUAGCCAGGCUCUUCUAGCCUCCUUGGGUAGCAUGACUCUUAAAACUAAUAGUUCUUUUCAGAGGGAGGCAGUGAGUGGGAAACAGAUCAACUUUUCAAAAUCUGUCUUGUUGAAGUCUUUCAUGGCUGGAAUCACUGGGUUGCUGUGGGUUUUUCGGGCUGUAUGUCCAUGUUCCAGUAGCAUCAUCUCCUAACGUUUCACCGACAUCUGUAGCUGGCAUCUUCAGAAGUUCUGUUGGCAGUGAGGCAAGUGGAGUGUAAACUUAUCUGUGAAAUGUCCAGGAUGGGAGAAAGAACCUUUGCCUGUUUAAAGAAAGUGUGAAUGUUACAAUUAGAAGCUUUAAUUAGCAUGAAGUAGCCAUGAAGUUUGAAAAGUAGUGAGGAUAUUUCUUAACUACAUUUUUAUCCCACUCUCUCUCUCCCUGAAGGGGAUUCAGAGUGGUAUCUGCAUAGAGGUAGCCCAGCCUUUGUUGCCUGGAGACAUCCUCUGUUUGGGAGGUGUUAACUGGCCCUUGAUUGUUCGUUGUCUGGAGUUUUCAGGAGCUACUUCUGGAUGGAGGCAGUUAACAAUAAUUGCAGUCUCCAUCAAUGCUAUCGAAGUGGUGGUCUGUAGACCAGUGUCAGCUAGCUAGUCCAGGAUGAGUUGAUAGGGAAGAAAGAAAUAGGCAUAACCAAUGGGCAUAAAUAUACCACCAGUCUCUGUUACACUGGGAGAAAAUCCUGGUCAUGCACACUACAAAUCCUACUCCAAACCAGAGCUAUUGAAAGAGUGGUCCUUGGACCAGUAACCAGUCCCGGAACCAUUCCAGGAAAUGGGCAGAAACAUUUAUUUAUUUAUUUACAGCAUUUAUAUUCCGCCCUUCUCACCCCGAAGGGGACUCAGGGCGGAUCACAUUACACAUAUAGGUAAACAUUCAAUGCCUUUUAACAUAGAACAAAGACAAGACAAACAUAGGCUCCGAGCGGGCCUCGAACUCAUGACCUCCUGGUCAGAGUGAUUCAUUGCAGCUGGUUGCAGCUGGCUUGCUCUCCAGCCUGCGCCACAGCUCGGGCCUAUGUUUGGUACUGGUUCCUGGCACACGGGGAAAACAAUUGCUGAUUCCCCAAACCAGUCAACAGAGAAGCACUGAUCUAAAACAAACAUGAAAUUGCAAUUGACUUUCACAUUACUGGGACAUAGCCCUUCCUCCCUGUGUUCAUUGUGCCGGUGGAUUUAUUUCUUAUUUAUUUACCAUAUUUAUAUCCCCCCUUUCUCUACCCGAGGGGGACUCAAGGCGGCUUGUGACAUAAUUAUUGUAUCUGGGGAAUGUGGAUGUGACAUAAUUGUAUCUGGGGAAGGUCCAAAACUUACUGGGAUAAUGUUCAUAGUGAACAUAAGCCAGGCAGUAAUACUUGCCCUAUAUGUCACAACCCUCUUUAAAAUGAUGCCUCUUUAAAAAAAUUGAAGAUUACCCCUAAGACCAACUGCACCUAUGAGGAUUGCACUACUCCUCUGCCCUUUAAAAUGUCAGAGAAACAACACUGGGAAAUAGAAUAGGGAUAGGAGUAGACAAUAAUGUUAUGUGGUUCUCCUCCCUGCCCACCUCGCUCUCCAUUAAUAAUAAUCAUAAUAACUUUAUUUUUAUACCCCGCCCCAUCUCCCCGGAGGGACUCGGUGCGGCUUACAUGGGGCCAUGCCCGACAUAAAAAUACAAUAACAGUGAUGAAACAAUAAAAACAAUUUUUCACAUCGAUAAGACAUCAACAUCAGUAAAACAGUCAUAAAAAUCCAUUAGAAGGCGAGUAAAUAAAACCUGGCAACUCCCCAUUCAACUUCUGUGGACGCAGACUUUUGUGUCGAGUAUUCAUGUCAUCCAGUGAAGAGCUUAGGCAGCCAUUUCCACACAAACACUUAGGAAUCAGAGUGGAUGAUGGGACACAUGAAGACCAAAUUGGCUCUGUGAAGCCCGGCAUUGCCAUUUGGUAGCACUCCAAAAGCAUUCAGUAUCCGUGGACACUCACUGCUGUGAUAGGCAGAUGUACAAAAGAGACAGUUUCUUUGAUGAGGAUUUUUCUACUCACAGAAGGCUUAGAUAUCCUACUUGACUCUAUAAAAAUUGCCUGCUCGCUGUCCUGUCGUGCAUCUCCAAAGUACUCUCUCUUUCACAUGCCUCUGUUGCUGAGAGCAGCCACAACCUCUUGCUGGACUCCACUAUUAUGUCUCAAUACCAAGCUGCAAAGUGCAACGUCAACCACGUAUCUGACUGUAUUUGCAUCUGGCAGAAACCUCGGACAUCUGAAAGGCUUGAAAGUCAGACAGCUUCAUGGCAGAAACAAAAGAUGAAGGCAGUUAAAAAAAAAACUUUGAAGGACGGACUCUCUUUACUCUUGAACAAAAAAUGGAUUAUCAGGCCACUAUCCAAUUUCAUCCAGUUUUAGGACAGCAUGCCUUAGGAACAUAGCAUUGUGGUACAAAUGAUUAUAUAAUAUCUUACAAGUCCUCUCUUUGCCUUCAUAUGCUCAAUUAUGCUUAUGGUGGGUGUGGGUGGGGGACACGGUGUAGCAUAAAUUCAACGGGGAAAGGUCAUCUUGGGAAGGGUUUGAGAUGGGAGUAAUCCCUAAAUUCUGAUGUACACAACAAAGAAAUGGGUUUUAGCUGCACAGGGGAAAAGGGGAGGGAGGGGAGGAGGGAAAAAGUGUUUGUUUUCCAUUACUGAACUUGCAAUUUUGAACUGUAAAAUUUGCUUUAGUUAAAAAAAAGUUGUAAAAGGAGAAAAAAAAGUAUUGAAGAUGCCAGCUCCCCUCUAAUGGAAUAUGCUGGAGAUCGUUGUUGUUUAAAAAAAUGUUUGUCAGGGCCAUAAAUGAACUGGUCAAAUUAAUUGGCAAAGUAUUUAAAAUGAUAUAAUAAACUUAUGCUAAUGAAAUGUU